Messenger RNA from Triticum aestivum (bread wheat), 1478 nucleotides. Its product is annotated as L-type lectin-domain containing receptor kinase SIT2. The transcript has 2 exons. Gene Ontology annotation, biological process: protein phosphorylation. The record is from RefSeq and is a predicted model, not a curated record. Gene Ontology annotation, molecular function: ATP binding; carbohydrate binding; protein kinase activity. NCBI's taxonomy places the organism in Eukaryota, Viridiplantae, Streptophyta, Magnoliopsida, Poales, Poaceae. Bases 1 to 876 code for a protein of 291 amino acids.
AUGCGGAAGAUCGUGCAAUACCUGGACCGUGCAAUACCUGUCUCCAACUUACGUGAGUUACAACAUGUGUGGGUAGACUAUGAUGCACAGGCCAGACGACUCAACGUGACAUUAGCGUCCGUGCAUGUACCAAGGCCCAAGAUUCCUCUACUCUCCGAAGUCAUUGAUCUCUCCACAGUCAUGGCAGACAAGAUGUACGUUGACUUUUCAGCUUCCGGAGGUUGGGGCGUAGGCACACACCACUAUGUCCUUGGAUGGAGCUUCAGCUUGGACGGACCCACCCCGCUGCUAGACUUCUCCACGCUUCCCGUCCUACCACGCCUGGGUCCCAAACCUCAGUCAAAGAUCUUGGAUGUCGUGCUGCCACUGGCCGCGGCAUUGCUUGUCAUUGCAAUGCUAGCUAUCAUCUUCUUCUUCUUGUGGCAUCGUCGUCGAUUUGCUGAGGUACGAGAAGAUUGGGAGGACGAGUUCAGCCCACAUUGUUUCGCGUACAAGGAUCUAUUUCAUGCCACUGAGGGGUUUUUUGGUACGAAUUUACUUGGUGUGGGAGGAUUUGGAAGAGUGAACAGAGGAGUGCUUUUUCCGUCCAACUUGAAGGUUGUGGUGAAGAGAGUGUCACAUGAUUCGAAACAAGGAAUAAGGGAGUUCAUUGCUGAGGUGGUGAGCAUUGGUCAUCUCCGCCACCAGAAUCUUGCGCGGUUACUAGGCUAUUGCCGGCGAAAGGGUGAACUUUUCUUGGUUUAUGACUACAUGGAAAAUGGUAGUCUUGACAAAUACUUGUACAAUGGAAACAAGCCAACUCUACAAUGGUCCGAGAGGUAUCGGAUCAUCAAAGUCACUCUCGUGCUCCUACCCAUCAUCCAGUGCAAGGCCUAGCAUGCGGAAGAUCGUGCAAUACCUGGACCGUACAAUACCUGUCUCCAACUUAUGUGAGUUACAACAUGUUAGCAAUGAUGCAGCAUGAAGGGUUCGAUUCGUACAUAAUACCGUCCAAUUCGUCGAAUAGCACUGUGUGUCGUCAGUCUUCGGUGACAAUUCUACAGGAGGGGAGGUGAAGGCUUGCAAGUGACGCCUCUUGUUUUUGUUUCUUGUCUCAUUGUUCCUUUAAGUGCUUGUAAUCCACUUCUGAUGUGAGCUUUCCUUUGAAUAUCUUGUGAACCAGGUAUGCUGGGGGAGCUCUUUUACUAAUGUACGAAACCGAGUUUUCAUAGUGAUAUUUCUAUCUUGUACAUAAGUUUAGUGGUCAUUAGUGAUAUUACCUCAACUUUCCAGUGACAGUCUCUAGCAAGUCGAUCUGCACCCAUGCACAAUUCUCCCAAAUUAAAUGAUUCACCUAGGUACGCUUACUCUAUGCUAGUUAGAGCAUUUCUAACCGAUCCCCUAAAAUUUAGCGGAGUAAAAGGCUUAGUGAAGGGCUUAGUGGAGUAUAUAUAUACUGCACUAGGUUUUGGCUGGACUUAGCCGAUCCCCUAAAUAUA